AUGGAUAUUCCGGCUGUGCAACAACUGGCAGUAACAGGUGUGCCGGAUGGUUUCCUGAUACGCCUGAUAAGCCUUGAAACGCAUGCUGUCAUCUAUUUCCCGACAGUUUCGGAUCGUCAGUUCGGUGCCACCGUAUUUUAUUUGUACGGCUCUGUACAGGCCAUUAUGCAGGCAAGAAAGUAUAUUCAGGGUCUUUUACCGGUGCAACUGACAUUCCAUGUCGAGAACGACGAUUUGCUGAAUCCGGUGGAUGCGUCAAGUCGUGAGGUAUUCCUCAGAGAUGCGGAACGUAAUUUGACUAUAAUGAUAAAAAAGAGCAACCUUGAAGGCCAAAAAUUAGCCGACAGUGACACA
Messenger RNA from Gongylonema pulchrum, 354 nucleotides. NCBI's taxonomy places the organism in Eukaryota, Metazoa, Nematoda, Chromadorea, Rhabditida, Gongylonematidae. The record is from the annotation of a GenBank genome assembly.